Jatropha curcas is the source of this 1063-nucleotide messenger RNA. It is a transcript of the gene LHCA4, whose product is annotated as light-harvesting chlorophyll-protein complex I subunit A4. Gene Ontology annotation, biological process: photosynthesis, light harvesting. NCBI's taxonomy places the organism in Eukaryota, Viridiplantae, Streptophyta, Magnoliopsida, Malpighiales, Euphorbiaceae. Gene Ontology annotation, cellular component: membrane. The record is from RefSeq and is a predicted model, not a curated record.
AAAUCAACCGUCAAAUUUUAAGGAACAUCAAGAACCACAAGUCAUCCUUUCGAAUGAAAUACAAAGGCGUCGACAAUUGAUUAGUUUUUACACCACCUACAUACACCUCACUGACACCUGAGAUUUGUUCACCGGAAUUCACGUAUGGCCACCGUCACGACUCAAGCGUCUGCCGCCGUGUUCCGGCCAUGUGCAUCCAGAUCGAGGUUUUUGAGUGGGUCUCCUAAUAAACUCAACAGAGAAGUGUCGUUUAAACCAACGACAUCAUCUUCUUUUAAAGUCGAGGCCAAGAAAGGCGAGUGGCUGCCUGGUUUGCCCUCUCCAGCCUACCUCAACGGCAGUCUUCCAGGGGAUAAUGGGUUUGACCCUCUUGGACUAGCAGAGGACCCAGAGAACCUGAGAUGGUUUGUCCAGGCAGAGCUUGUGAACGGAAGAUGGGCAAUGUUAGGUGUAGCAGGAAUGCUAUUACCAGAGGUAUUCACAAAGAUUGGAAUAAUUAACGCUCCUCAGUGGUACGAUGCAGGGAAAGUAGAGUACUUCGCAUCAUCAUCAACUUUGUUUGUAAUUGAGUUCAUAUUAUUCCAUUAUGUGGAGAUUAGAAGAUGGCAAGAUAUCAAGAACCCAGGAUGUGUCAACCAAGAUCCUAUCUUCAAGCAAUACAGCUUGCCUCCACAUGAAUGUGGUUACCCUGGUGGUAUCUUUAACCCCCUUAACUUUGCACCCACUCUUGAGGCCAAGGAGAAGGAACUUGCUAAUGGGAGAUUGGCAAUGUUGGCAUUCCUAGGGUUUGUGGUUCAACAUAAUGUGACAGGGAAAGGACCAUUUGAGAACCUAUUGCAGCACCUAUCUGACCCAUGGCACAACACCAUUGUCCAAACACUAAGGGGUUACUAAAUUCAUUAGAGAAGAAAUGGGGUCCUGUUUCCUGCUUUUGUAACCAUGAAUAUAUGGUUUUUGAAUGAGGUUAAUAUGAGAAUUAAUGUGAAACAAGCAACCUUUCAAUGUACAGAAGAACUAAGAUGCCUUUUAUAUUAUUAAUUUAUUACUAUUGUUAUAAUCUUAA